AUGGGUAUACUUACAACGGCAGACAAGGAAAAAGUCAAGCGUGCCGUGCCCAAGGCGUCGAAUAAGAUCAUCGACGCCACCGUCGCUAGACUCUAUAUAGCGCAUCCAGAUCCGAACGAAUGGACAUACACCGGUCUCGUUGGUGCCAUAGCCUUGGUGGAUGAUUUGGUGGGACACACGUUUUUUCUCAAGCUCGUGGACAUCUUGGGCACCAGGGGUGUUGUGUGGGACCAGGAGCUCUACGUCAACUUUGAGUACCACCAGGAUAGAAAGUUCUUCCACACUUUCGAGAUCGAAGACUGCCUUGUGGGGCUCCUAUUUGAGGACACCAGCGAUGCUGCCCAUUUCUUCAAGCGUGUGUCCAACAGACAGAAGUAUGCGUCGAAGGACACCCUGAAAAACAAGAACGCCAUUGCAUUGAAGGGCCAAUUGGCUCCUGAGGCCGCCAAGAUCGGACCUAGAGGUGAGUACGUCAAUGUCCAAUCGGACCAGAGAACGAGAAGAACCAGAGGCGUGCUCUACUACGACGACCAGCCUCCGCCAGAGUGGCGUCUGUUGUACGCGGAAUUGGCCUCGGCAGGUAUCACAGAGGACAUGAUUGCCGAGAACAGAGAGUUCAUCAAGGACUACAUCGCCAAACAGGGUGGACCCUUGGUUGGUCUUGAGCCGCCCAUUCCCAGAAAACACUCUGCGCCACAGAACGUCUUUGACGACCAGCAGAGCUACAACGACCGUCCACCGGUUCCAUCGAAAAAGAACAAAAAAGCCCCUCCUCCACCUCCUCCAGCCAGUGCACCUUCCCAGACGCCGCCUGAAAUCACUCCCACAUCUACACAUCUCAGCACACCAAACGAGCUUACUCCUCAGCAUACGCAGAGCUCAGACGGGUCAGCUCCUCACGCUGCUGUUCCAGAAAACAGAUUCAGGGUCCCACCUGCAACGGCUCCUAUCCCGCAACUUCCCCACAACACCGUCCCCAACCAGAUGGAGAAUAACACGCCUACUCCAGGUAUCACUCAACAAAAUAGCGGACUGGGCCAGUCGCUGCGGCCUCCUCUCUUCGGUGCCCACUCUUCGCUGUAUGGCCAACCAGUCCAGGGUAUACAGCCUCCACCUCCACCUCCAGGACGCAACAAUAGCGCUUCUGGUCCAGGCGCUCUACCCGCAAGGGGAAAUCCACCUCCUCCUCCUCCAGCUAGAGGCAAUCCUCCCGCUCCUCCUCCAAGAGGCGGUGUUCCUCCACCUCCACCUCCAAGAGCUAACCCUACUGGCGGUUCAAUGGCUCCUCAGAGAACGGGAGCUCCACCUCCACCGCCUCCUCGUGCUGCCAGAGGUGCUCCCCCUCCACCACCAGCUAGAGGUGCUAGACCACAGCAAGCGCAGCCUCAACAGCCUCAACAACCACAGCAGUCUUUCCAGCCACCGCUUCCCCCACAAAGAGAUGCACAGGCAGCACAUCCAGCUCCUCCUCACCAGCAACAUCAACAACCACAGGCAUCUGCUCCACCUCCUCCGCCCAUGCCUCCUCAGGCAAAUGCAACCCCUACAGGUGGCGCACCUCCACCUCCUCCUCCACCUCCAGAUUUGGGCUCUGCAGAGCCCUCGGCCCCAUUGCCGCAGCCUGAUGCCGGAAGAGACGCAUUGCUUUCGUCUAUCAGAGGUGCUGGUGGAAUAGGUGCUCUCAAAAAGACUGAUAAAUCUCAGCUAGAUAAGCCUUCGGCGUUGCUUUCUGAGGCCAACGGUGAUCAGCCUCCUCCAUCCUCUGGCGGUGGUGGCGGUGGCGGUCAACCCGAGACCCUUGCUGAUGCAUUGGCAGGCGCUCUCAACAAGAGAAAAGCUAAGGUAGCAGCCAGCGAUGAUGAAGACGAGGAUUGGUAG
Candidozyma duobushaemuli is the source of this 1878-nucleotide messenger RNA. RefSeq names its product actin-binding protein (gene WAL1). The transcript has a single exon. Bases 1 to 1878 code for a protein of 625 amino acids. Lineage: Eukaryota; Fungi; Ascomycota; Pichiomycetes; Serinales; Metschnikowiaceae. Gene Ontology annotation, molecular function: actin binding. The record is from RefSeq and is a predicted model, not a curated record.